This is a messenger RNA of Neolamprologus brichardi, 1107 nucleotides long. The record is from RefSeq and is a predicted model, not a curated record. Lineage: Eukaryota; Metazoa; Chordata; Actinopteri; Cichliformes; Cichlidae.
AUGGCCAAAACUAUUACAUCCACUUUGGCAGACACUCUGGAGAACCUGUCAAAGGGGGAUUUUGAGAGGUUCUGGCACCAGGUUCUUGACCGCAGAGAAGAGCCGCGGGUGAAACGCAACAGGGUGGAGAACAAAAGCCGUCUGGAGAUCACAGACGUGCUGGUGUCUGCUUUUACCGAGGAGGGGGCUCUGACGGUGGCUCUCGAGAUCCUGGAAGCGAUCGGCUGCAAUCAGCCGGCGAAAGAACUUGGGGCCCAUCAGCCGCAGCAGCAGCUCACGUUACCUCCUGACGUCCCCAUGGAUACUGAGAGGACCCAUGAGCCACUGCCCACCUCUCUUCCUGAUCAGUCAGACUACUACAAACUGACUCAUAUCCCACGUGGUUGGUGCGUGGUCUUCAACAAUGAGAAAUUUACAGGAGGUCUGAAUAAUCGAAGUGGAACUCAGAAGGAUGCAGAUACUCUGACAGAAGUGUUCACUCACUUUGGUUUUCAAGUGAAGAUACACAACAACCUGACUGCGGAUAACAUGAAAAAGGAAAUAAAUGAUCUUGGCGAGAUUAAUUUUUCAAAUCAUGAUGCCUUGGUGGUGUGCGUUCUUUCACAUGGAGAAAAGGGGUGUGUCUUUGGCACUGAUGGGGAAAGGGUGCUCCUGGAAGAGCUGACGGACCCCUUUACAAGUGGAAGAGCCUCAACCUUGGCAGGGAAGCCCAAACUCUUCUUCAUUCAAGCCUGUCAGGGUGAUGAAUACCAGAAAGGAUACCGUCCCUGCAGCAGAGAGGACGAGAACCAAAACAAAGGAGCACUGCAAUCAGACGCCUCAGUCCCUGAUGAGGCAGUGCUAGUGCCUGAACGAGCAGACUUUCUGAUCGGCAUGGCCACAGUAGAGGAGUGCAAGUGCUUUCGAAACACAGUCACGGGAUCUAUCUACAUCCAGGAGCUGUGCAAGCAGCUGACAAUAGCAGCAAGAAGCCAGGCGAUGGACGAUAUUCACACUGUCCUGACACGUGUGAACGGGGAGAUCAGCGAAGGAGAGUAUUCAACCCACAAACAAAUGCCGGAGCCCAAAUACACUCUCACCAAGAAGCUUGUCCUCAAAUAUAUAUGA